Molecule: messenger RNA, 821 nt
Organism: Cydia amplana
Lineage: Eukaryota; Metazoa; Arthropoda; Insecta; Lepidoptera; Tortricidae
Exons: 4
Coding region: 67-630 (187 amino acids)
Source: RefSeq, a predicted model, not a curated record
GACAACCUUACUCAACUGCGCCAUAGACUAUAGAAAGAAAGCCGUCAAUGUCAAAACUGACAUUCAAUGAUACCCGACCGCGCAAAUUACGGAUUUCGUAUCGAUUUUCACUGCCGUAAAUAUUACAACUUGAGCUGUUAUAGCAUUCCAAGUUCCUUUACUACCCUCGCCUCGAUGUCAACACAAUCGAAAACAAAAGCCAUGCCUCUAUUAGACUUGAAAAUGUACGUGCGAGUGGUAGCAGCGGUGUUCUCUAUUUCGUCUUCGACCGCGUUUGUGAUGGCUCUGCUUCGUUUAUUGAAGCCAGAAUUAUUCUAUUUGGAGCCACUAUUCAGUAGCGAUUUGGGAGUUCACUAUUUCAUCACCAGCCUAAUGAUUGUGACAAGCGCCAUAGGCUUCCUGAACAGCUGUAUCGUCAUGAACCGGAGCACAGCACUCAACACCGGUCGGAACAUUACGACGUGGUUGCUGCUGGAUUCACUGUUCGAGACCAGCCGGGUGGUGUAUGUUUUUGUGGCCGAGGUAGUACUGAAAGGGAAGGGUCCGAUACAGUUGUAUGAUUUGCUGAUCAGCGCUGCGCAAUAUUUGUUGGAUAGCUUCCUCUACUGCCAAAUGAUACUCAGACACUAGUGCACGCGGAAAAAUCGUAGUUUUAAAUUAUUUCAUAUAUAGCACUAUAUAGAUCCAAGAUUUAUAGCAUUUAGUCAAAAUCUUCCAAAGAAUAAUCUAGGCUAAACAUAGUUUGUUAUUUUCUCAAAAUUAUGAUCUUGAUAGUGUAAAAUAUGCAUUUUUCUAGAAGGAAGAUACUGGAUAUUGAAGAA